Drosophila nasuta is the source of this 647-nucleotide messenger RNA. RefSeq lists its product as uncharacterized. The coding region runs from base 13 to 576 and encodes 187 amino acids. The transcript is spliced from 3 exons. The record is from RefSeq and is a predicted model, not a curated record. NCBI's taxonomy places the organism in Eukaryota, Metazoa, Arthropoda, Insecta, Diptera, Drosophilidae.
UGUGUCGGUAAAAUGAACUUUGCUGUAAUAUCCUCUGGAAUACUUUUGUGUUUCUUGUAUUUGUGUGCUAAGAGCAAUGCAAAGCGCAAUUGGGACUAUGAACUACUUAAAAUGACCUCUACGUCGUCUGAUGAGAAUCUAUUUAAUAUCAGUACAAGACUUGAAAACGGUGAACUUGGUAAGCCAUCAGUUUCAGGAUAUCUUGAUUGGAAAUACGAUUGUGAUGAAAAUACACUGACUGAGAUGAAAAUUUAUUAUUCUCAAAACGGAAGAGAAAGCACCUAUCGUGAGCAACCUUAUGCUAUCCCAAAAAUGUCAUUCUAUCAAUUUUUGGAUCAGUAUUGGAUGAACUUGAUCUAUCCCUUCUUUGCGGAUUGCUCAAACCUACCGUCAUUCGAUAAAUUUGUGCCACCAUGGCCCAAGAAAACGUAUCUAUUUGAUAAAUGUAGACCCGAGCCAACUUCAGGUCCAGAAACAAUGCCAAGGGGCUAUUAUAGAUUUGUGUGGAAUAUAAUUGGAGAAGCCGCUCUUAACAUUGUAAUUGAUGUUAAAUUAACACCAAUAGGCUUAGUAUAAAGUAAAGUAAAGAUCAAACGUGCAAAGGUGAUAACUAAAAUCUGCCUGCAAAUCAAUUAACAAGAGUAAAU